AUCUUGGGAAGAACAAAAUGGAGUGUUGUGUCACUGAUGAAGUUUUGUUUCAAAGAUUUGACACAAGCAGAAUGUGAAACCAUACUUUGGACAACAAUAUAGCUAGAUAGAUAUAGGUCAAGAAAUCUCGCACAAGUCAUGGGUGAUUGCUUGAGCAACCGGCUUGUUGUGUUGGGCGUGGCUCUGUUUGCUGCCCUCUACCUGUUAGCUGGGGCCAUGAUGGCGGCGGUGGGCCUUGUUGCAUUUCUUAAAAUGCCUGUCUUGUUCAGCACAGGAUGCAUCAUCUGGGUUGGCUUUGUGGUUUUCCUGUGCGGUGCAGUGUUAUUUUUGAUGUCUGUCUGUAACAAGGAGGUUUCCUUGCACAAGAGCUAUCUGAUGAUCCUCCUAUGUCUUACUGUACUGCUGGUCAGCAUUGCCAACAUUGUCCUCAUUGAGACGAUAGAGUGGAAUGGAGUACGGGUAGAGAAGGUAUCCCAAGACAUAGACGAGACUAUGAUGGAGGCCAGCAACAGCCUCACCAUCUUCUUGACCUAUCUGCUAGGACUCCUAGGCAGCGUCAUUGGUCUAGUUGCAUCAUUCUUUGGGAUGAUAUACAUCUACUUUACACUGAGCGUCCCGCUUCUUAAAGCUACGCAGAAGAGCAAACCACAGCACGAGGUCAAGAUGAAAAGAAGCCUGUGUGACAAGUACAGAAACAAACCUCCACGCAAAUUCAAUUUCAAGCUUACUCCUCCCCCAGAUAGUAAGGUACAAGCAACAACCAGGUGGCAUGAUGAUGACGCUGAUCUGUACCACGUCCGAUGGGUGUACGAUGAACAGAGUCCGGGACCAAGACCAAAUGAGGAUGAGACGCCAGCUGGUGGAUCAGGGGAACAACGGGCUGCUGACAACAAGGCACUGAUGGAUGAAAUCAAGGAGAAAGUUGGUUCCCGUCGCCUUCCCAGCACAUCACUGGAUGUCACUGCACAGAUGAAUACCAGCAUGACCACCCAACCAGAUGGAACGAGUCAAGGCUCCUUAUCAGAAGACCUGGUUCUCGGUAGAAUAGGCCAGCUGCCGCCGAAUGCUAGAAGUAGUUUCCGUAGACAUUCAAACGAAGAAUCAGACAAAAAGGUUGCAGCAACACAGUUGUAGUUUAUCAUUUAUGUUUUUGUGCGUGUGUACAAGACUUUGUAUAUAAACAUUGGUAUGAAGUGGAACUAUUUAUAUUGAUACAGUUACUUUUUGAGGUUCCAUUCUCCGAAAGUAAAAGAAAGCUCUUCAGGAUUUAUAAAAAGAUAUCGCUGUAUUUUUUGAAAGCAAAAUAGAAAGAUAUCUGUACAAGUAAAUUGAACUUUUUGAAUCCAAUGUAUGCUGCAUGAUCAAUGGAAAGAUGAGCUAUUGUCAACAGAACAGAAAUGCUAACGUGUUGGGGAAACUGACCUGCCAGUCACUGAGCAUCAAAAAAAGGCAAAAAAAAAAAAAAAAAAAAAAAAAGGAAAAGUUGUAUAUUUCUUGAUACUUCAUUUGACCAGUUUGCAGUCAACUUGUAUUUCACAUUCAAUCACUGUAUGUGUGUCUAGAAACAUUUUUGUUUAAUUCCAGUUCUGUAUAGCUAGCAAAAGAAUGCAUAACCAACUGAAUGGAAAACAAAUCCCAACUGUUUUCAAGAAAAUGUAACUAAGAAAACAGACUCUAGAAGUGGGUUUGAUCUUGUCUUUGUUCAAUAAUUUUCACUGAUGAAGAAGUUAAAAUGAUUAGAUUUGUUUCGACAAGCAUAGCAUUUAAAAUUGAAGCUUGUGUGUAAUACUUGUAUUUUUGUUAAAUAGAAGAGUUGUAAGAUGCUAUGGAACAUU
Patiria miniata (bat star) is the source of this 1835-nucleotide messenger RNA. RefSeq lists its product as uncharacterized. NCBI's taxonomy places the organism in Eukaryota, Metazoa, Echinodermata, Asteroidea, Valvatida, Asterinidae. The record is from RefSeq and is a predicted model, not a curated record. The transcript is spliced from 7 exons. Bases 139 to 1134 code for a protein of 331 amino acids.